This is a messenger RNA of Aedes aegypti (yellow fever mosquito), 12746 nucleotides long. It is a transcript of the gene trx, whose product is annotated as histone-lysine N-methyltransferase trithorax. The record is from RefSeq and is a predicted model, not a curated record. Gene Ontology annotation, molecular function: DNA-binding transcription factor activity; sequence-specific DNA binding; zinc ion binding. The transcript is spliced from 6 exons. Gene Ontology annotation, biological process: positive regulation of DNA-templated transcription. Gene Ontology annotation, cellular component: histone methyltransferase complex; nucleus. Lineage: Eukaryota; Metazoa; Arthropoda; Insecta; Diptera; Culicidae. Bases 485 to 12202 code for a protein of 3905 amino acids.
GUUAGUGCUGUCUCUCGGUUCGGUCGUGUUUUGUAAAGUGCUCCCGCUGCGCGUGUAUGAAACCGCACGAACGCCGCCCGCCACCCCGCGUGCAUUUUGCGCCUUCCCUUCGCCUGUUCCCUGUGUAAUAGUGUGUGUGAAUUUUAUUCCCCUUUCCACCACCCUCGGAGUCCUGAUAAUAGAGUUUUUGGUGGAAAAGGUGUCUGUAUGUGUUCGAGUCCAAAAAGAUCCAAAAUGUUGAUUUGCCGUGGGAAGUGAGAAGGAAAAAUUGUGGAGUUUUUUUUUUGCGAAUGGGAUAUAACGAUUCUUUGAAAGAAGGAAAGGAUACACAAAACAAGGAUACAGAGAGGGAGUCCCGAAAGAAUUAGGGAGGAAGUGGAGAAAAGAAGAAAAUAGUGUCAUUCGGAAGGAGAACACGAAAAGCAGUAGGCUAAAGGAGCCCCAGUGAUGUGUAAAAAUUUGCUUCCCGUCCGCUUUUUCCACGAUGGGAAAGUCAAAGUUUCCCGGUAAGCCGUCGCGUCUGGUGAACAAGAAACGGGUUUCCGUCCUGUCCGGUGCUGGGCUGAAUACCCUGGCCAGCGGAACCAGCAGCGAUGAGGAUAAUAACCAACAGCAGCAGCAGCACCAGGAGCAGGAAAAUUCGUCGACGACGGAAAAGUUGAAUCAACCACUACCAAUACAGUCACAGCCUGCUGUGCAGCAGCAAAAACAGAAUCAGCAGCAGCCGUCAGCAAAGGUAUCAACGUCGUUAUUAGACAAUGAAGAAAUUGAUCAAGAUGGCGAUGAUGAUGUUAGUAAGCACGCUGCUGGUGACUCGGAAAACGGCGAAGACGACGAGGAAGACGAAGACGACGACGAUGAAGAUGAUGACGAAGACGAGGAAGAAGAUGACGAUGAAGAUGAAGAUGAUCAUAACGGUGACGUAACCGAUGACGAUCACAGCAAAGAGGAUAAAACAGAAACGCCAAUGAUAGACAAACGAACAAUCGUCAAAAAAGACGAUGGGGAGAGUCCUCUAGCUGAUGCGGAAGCCAGCACCGUGAGUAACAAUGAAAAACCAUCCUCGUCACCGUCAUCGUCGUCAACCGGAAAUAGCUUUGAAAUGAAACCAUCCUCGCUAUCUGCCAUCGGUUCGACGCUGGGCAAAGCAUCUGCCGCGAAAGAGUCAACCCAGUCUUCAGCCAACAGCAGCUCAGCCAUGACAAGUUCCUCGGUAACCAGUGAUAAGGCCUUGCCCAUUUCAUCCGAUCCUAACACUCCCGGAGCACCGCCAGCCAGUGCUGCAACAUCAGAACAACCCAAACCGAAAAAGAAAUCGGUUACAUUUCAUACCACGUUGGAGACUACCGACGAAAAUAUCGUUAAAAAAGUGUACAAUCCCAGCACCGUACCUCUCACGCCAAUCAUCAAAAAAGAAUGUCUGGCCAGGCCCAUCAGGUUAAAGAAAAGCUUCAACCGGAAGAUGAAGAAACGGUUACAACGGCUAGCAAUGCAGGCCGCAGCGGCUUCCUCCAAGUCGGAAUGCAUUCUGCGGCCAUCUCUGCUCUCGGGAGUGGUGCAGAAAUCGACGGAACAAACAACCAGCAGUUUUUCGGCCGGUUCCACCGGAAGCUUGGCGGCUUCGGGCGAAGCCCUAGCAGCUGCAGCAUCUACGGCGUCAACGCCAUCAUCAGUAUCAGCAUCCUCGCAGGAAACGGCGAGUAGCGGUGAAUCUUCAGAGGCUCGUAAUCUCGAAAGUGGUGGUACCCAGUUCGGUGACAAACGGUUCAUCCUACCGAAACGAAGUGCUCAUUCUAGUCGUGUGAUCAAACCCAACAAACGGUUCCUGGAUGAAUUCGAGUUGGAAAUUAAAAGGAAGAAUAAGGCGGCAGCUGCGGCUGCCGCUGCCAGUGUGCCCCAAUCCUCUGGGGAUAGUAGUGGUACAAAUAGUGGGGGAAAGGUUUCUGGAAAUGAUAGUACCGGUGAUAAAGUUUCGAAGGCUGAUAUGAAGAUGGGGAACACCGAAGAUAGUGCGAAAGUGGGUGGUGAUGAAGAAAGAAGUGACAAGAAUGACGACGGAAAGAAGAAACGGGAAAAGGCCAAGAAGGAUACCGAAGAACUGCAUAGGAGGGUUUCCAAGACGGAUGCAAAAGAUACUGCGGAACCACUCACGGAAGAUAACGAUCAACCACCACGUCCACCAAGCAGUAUAAACAACCCGUUUGCGAAAACCAGUCUACUCGACGCCGGCCUAUCUACCACCGGAAGUAACCUAAAGCUGGUUAAACCUUCAGCGCUCUCGUCCACCAGUUCAUCAUCUAGUCCUUUGUCCAACGCAGAAUCGUCCAAUCUCGCGUCGGCAUCGUCCAUCUUCGGUAAAAGUAUUCUCCGUCAGCCCAGGCUUCAAUUCACUACUUCGCUGCUGAACUCCAAUCCAUUGGCAUUGGCCGCAGCAGCAGCUAGCAGUGGAAGUAGUCUAGCGUCCACGCCAAAGCUAUCUUCGUCCCUUGUGCCAUCUGCCGUUUCGGAAGGUCCUUUUUCUUUGCACCUUCAACCCGGUGCAAAGUUGGAUUCGUCGAAAAUUUUCUCCAGCGCUUUGAACGCUGCAGCAGCACCUUCUUCACCGGUUACACCAACCUCUUCUGUACCUAAUUGCAGUAUUUGUGGCAUUGCAUCCAACACACGGUAUUACCAACAGGCUUCGAAAAAGUUCGGAAUCGGUUGUUGCGACGUCUGUCGCAAAUUCAUCUCCAAGAUGAUCAAAAAACUUGCCAGCUCAUCGAGUCCCACCAGCAGUAAUGCGACGAUGAAGUGCAAAAACGAAGGUAAAUGUUCGAUAGGCCCUCCGCAGACCACCCGAACAGACCACGUUAAGACGAGGCACAUUUUCAAAGAGAGGUGCCAUGCAUGCUGGUUAAAGAAAUGUUUGAGCAGUUUUCAAUUACCUCCUGUCCUAAAAGUUAGAUUGACGCAAACGCUUCCUGUGAGCAUGCGACAAGUUGAUGCGACUAAUGGAAACUCCAACAGCCACUCUGCUAAAAAGGAACACGUGGAGAAUAACAUUUUUUCGAACAGUUUGGUCAGUGGCCAAAAUCCGGCUGGUUCUCGGAUACUGUGGCAUACGGCGAACAUGGACAAACCUGAAUUCGCAAAAUCUAAUUCAUUCCUAUCGCUGGCAAACCCCUUGGCGCAAAAUAAUUCUACUUUUGGCAGUCCCAUCAGACUGAACACUUCUGAUAAACCAUCGAUUCUGGCCCCAAGUGCUCUUGCCAGUCCCAAGGGUAAUAAAAGUCCUUCAGUUCAAAAAGAGGAAGUUGUGUCAACAACUAAAGAAACGAAAGAUGAAGCGCUAUCGAAAACAGACGAUACGCCAACAAAAACUGUCAAGACUAGGAGUAAGCCUGAAACGACGGUUGUUACCAAUGCUUCGUCUGUCCCACCAGAUACUACUGUUACAAGUACCGUAGUUGCACCAACCGUGGCAGUGCAAUCAACGACCACCACAACCACCGUUACAACCCCCACUACAACCACCAACAGCAGUAGCACCACUACCCCGACGGUAGCCACAACUCCAACAAACGGCCAAGAUAAACGACAACGAAUAGAUCUGAAAGGGCCUCGCGUGAAACAUGUCUGUCGUAGCGCUUCCAUCGUACUGGGUCAACCAUUGGCCACCUUCCCGGAUGACGCAACGGCACUCGAGAACAUUGAAACACCUCCCAGUGAAUGCGUAGCUGAUGCUGUUGAUGAUCUUGCUGCAACCAGCUUGGAUAUUAAACCCGAUCACCAGCUUCCCGAGCCCGUUGAACAACCUCAGCCAAUACCGUGCGCCGAGUGCAAGGAACCGGAAGAACUGGCGUUAUCACCACCAGCCACUCCGGCUGACAUGGACACUAGCGGAUCAACGGAGAAGGAAUUGGUCAUUGAUGAGGAUCAACUUCCGGAAUCCAAUUCCAGCACUCCCACUAAGGAAGUGGAAGUUGCCAAGCCACCAACACCGCCUCCGACAGUGACGAAGGUCGAGACGGAAGUCAGUAGAGAAAAGGAAGUUGCCAUUAUUCGGAAAAUCGAAGAAAUCGAACGACCAACCACUAGAAAAGCAACGUCCUCAAUUCGACCGCAAAUCCUCAAACAGAACAUCAACGCUAUCACUAAGAGUUUCAAUACGAACAUUCGGACAGGUGCAGGACAGCAAGCGCCGCCAGAAAUUCCAAGCGUGCCAUUGAUUUCGAUUGAUUUCUGGGAGAACUACGACCCAGCUGAAGUUAGCCGCACGGGGUUUGGUUUGAUCCUUUCGGAGGAAAUACCCAUCAAAGCGUUGUGUUUUCUCUGCGGGAGUUCUGGUUUAGACGAAUUACUGUUUUGUGUUUGUUGCUGUGAGCCAUACCAUCAGUAUUGUGUGAAAGACGAAUACAACAUUCGGCAGGUAUCGUUGGAUGAUACCAAUGUGAGUUUGUUGGAGUUGACUAGCACCACGAUGAAUGCUGGGAGUUCUCCCCAGCAGCAAGCAUUGAAUCGGUUCAAUUGGAUGUGUCCGCGAUGCACGGUAUGUUAUACGUGUAAUAUGGCGACUGGCAGUAAGGUUAAGUGUCAAAAAUGUGGUAAAAACUAUCAUACGACCUGUUUGGGGACGAGUAAGCGAUUGUUGGGAGCAGAUCGGCCGUUGAUUUGUGCCGCUUGUCUUAAGUGUAAAAGCUGCUCGACGACUAAUGUGACCAAGUUCAUUGGUAAUUUGCCGAUGUGUACCCCGUGUUUUCGUCUAAGACAGAAAGGUAACUUUUGUCCGCUAUGUCAACGAUGCUACGAAGAUAAUGAUUUCGAUUUGAAGAUGAUGGAAUGCGGGGAUUGUAAGCGUUGGGUCCAUGCCAAGUGUGAAGGACUGACCGACGAACAAUACAACAUGUUGAGUGCGCUACCGGAAAAUAUAGAAUUCAUCUGCAAGAAAUGUGGUAAGAAUAAUGAAUGUGCAAAUGUUUGGAGGGAUGCAGUUGCUGCGGAGUUCAAAGCCGGUCUUCUCAGUGUGGUAAAGUUACUUAGCAAAAGUAGGCAAGCAUGUGCCCUGCUUAAACUAAGUCCUCGAAAGAAAACCAACAACUGUACGUGUUCCAUAAGCACGGGUAAAAGUAUAUCAUUCUAUGGGUUUGGUAACAAGGAUGAAGGAAACGUGAUUACAAAAAAGGCAAAACUAGAUGAAGAUUCGAUUUACGAUUUCAACAGUGAGAAUAGUAGCAGUAACUCGAGUUUCCCACUGACUACGAAGUGUUAUUGUUCCGUGAGACCUUCCAGGCCAUCCGAUAUCAGUCUGGUUGAGAUCAAGCAGAAGAUCAAUGCCAACGAAUACUAUUCGUUACAGGAUUUCAACUAUGACAUGAACUCUCUCGUCAACUCGAUCGGGUCGGAAGAACUAUCGACGGCCUAUAAAGAAUUUUUGAGCGAAACAUUUCCUUGGUUUCAAAACGAAACUAAAGCCUGCACGGAUGCUUUGGAAGAAGCCAUGUGCGGAGAGGAAAUGGGCGAUUAUAAUCACGUCGCUGGUAUGGUCGUAGAACCCGAUCAACGAGUUCCGAGCAUUGAUAUUCCAUUGGAUGAAAUAGAUGACUACUUCUAUGAGUCACCCGAUAUCAAAGAUAAUCGAAUAUGCAUGUUUUGUAAACAAUUGGGCGAAGGACUUCCCUUACACGAAUCACGGUUGUUGUACUGUGGGCAGAAUAAUUGGGCCCAUACUAACUGUGCUCUGUGGUCCGCAGAGGUUUUUGAAGAAAUCGAUGGAUCAUUGCAGAACGUUCAUUCGGCUGCUUCAAGGGGCAGGCUUAUCAAAUGUAGCCAUUGUAACGUUAAAGGUGCCACAGUUGGGUGUAACGUUAAGAACUGUGGAGAACAUUACCACUUUCCGUGUGCGAAGCAAACAGAUUGUACCUUUAUGCAAGAUAAGACCGUCUACUGCCCGCAGCAUGCUUCGGAAGCGAGCAAGAAAAAGUGUCAGUUAGAGAAAAAUUUCGAAAUCAACCGAUCAGUUUAUGUAGAGCUGGACAGGCGGAAAAAGAAAUUCGUCGAGCCGUCCAAGGUACAAUUUAUGAUUGGAUCAUUAAGCGUUAAGAAACUGGGCCACAUUGUUCCGAUGUUCAGCGAUCAUUCUGAUGCAAUAAUUCCCACGGAUUUUGAAUGCACUCGGUUGUACUGGAGCUCGAAAGAACCGUGGAAAAUUGUCGAGUACAAGAUUAAGACGACCAUCCAGAACAACAAUUAUUGCCAUGGAACAGAUUUCGGUAGGAAUUUUACGGUUGAUCAUACGCUUAAUAGCAGUUCGGUGUCGUGGGGUUUGACUCAAAUUUCCAAGUGGCACAGUAGCUUGAACAACGAUGAUCAAGAAACGGAACCUAUGCCAAGUACAUCUGGGAUUCACAGGGAUAAAACUAUGAAGCAAUUGUUGGAGGCCGUUGGUGGACCUGGUGAUGACACCAACGAUGAAGAGCCACAGAAUAACAACGAUCUUCUACCCCAGGAAAUCAAGGAUGCUAUUUUUGAGGACAUUCCGCACGAUAUUUUGGACGGAAUCAGCAUGUUGGAUAUACUGCCAAAGCUUAUGACGUACGAUGAUUUGAUCGCGAUGGAUCUUAAGAAUGAGAACAAUUUCAAUGCUGAGAUCUUGAAAGAAGUCGGUGGAGUUAGCAGCAGUGGCAGUAGUAGCAACAGCAGUAAUGCUACAGGGGGAUCCAAGGAUGAUGAUAUGGACGUCGAUGAAGAUGAUAUCAACGAUAUAAUGAAGUGCAGUGGCGAGUUAAGCAACGAUAGCUGGAUUAAGAGUAUAUCUCAGCCAGGAAUCGAGGAUGCGUUAUUGAGUGCCACCAAGCAACCGUCAUUGAGUCGCGAUCUAAAGCGAAGCAAAACAGAUAUUUUGUCACGUGCUGUCGUUGGAGGACGCGUUUCUGGACAGCGAUCGGGAAGUUUCUCAUGGAAUUCUAAGCUGGAGACGACGGCAGCAGUAGUAGCCAAACGAAGGAAGAUAAGCAAACUUGCUGAUGUACUUUCGCUUGGUAGAAUCAAAGAUGAUUCUUCUGGAAGUGCUCUGGAGCGAAGAAGAUCGCUUCCAAAUGAGGAAUUCACUUGGAGCGCAAGUAAGAGAAGCACUGGAGAAAAUCUGAGCGAAGGAAUGAACGUUUUCGAGAAACUAAAAAUAUCUCAAUUAGAUGGCAUGGAUGACUUUUGUGAUGCUGGAGAUAUGAAAAUAUAUUCUUCGAACAUGAUUGAAGCUCCAGUCAAAUGCGAUCGUUGUCACGCAACGUAUCGUAAUCAGGAAUCAUACCAAAGACAUUUGAAUUCUUGUGAAGUUCUUUCAACAAGUGAAAGUGAUUCUGAAACACGAUCACCAAGACUGCUGAGCCCUGAACAGCAGCAAGCACAGGUGGCUAAUCAAUUUGGAGCUGGAACGUUCAUCCUUCCGCAAACUUCGUCUGCUCAAACAAUUACUACCGACAUGUACGGAAACAUCAACCAAAAUCAAGCAACGAAUCCCACUAUUUCUGUGAUAUCAGGUCUGAAUAAUCAGACCAUUAAUUUGAAUAAUCUAAAUAACCAAGCAAUUCUCUCGAAUAUACCUGCUUCGAUGCCGAUCACUAUCAACCAGCUCCAAUCCGGCAUCCCAAUUCAAACCUCAGCUGGAACUCAACAAAUCCCGAUUCAGGGAACCCUUUCUAACCUGGGCGGAAAUAUGAUCAUUUCAAAUCAAGGCCAAUUAUUUGCUCAACCAGUGAACUUCCAGCAGUCGCUCGACAACCAACAAGGCUUUGUACAAAACAAGCAACGAUUUAUACAGCCGGCUCCUUCGAACCAACUUCCACAAACCAUUUCAAUUGGGAAUAACUUGGUCAACACAGGCAACACGAUAAAUAUGCUUCCCCAACAGCAACAAAUCAUCUCUAUUGGACCCAACGGUCAACCGCAAAUCGUGACUGUAACCACGCCACAACAUCAACAGCAACAGGCUUCCCUGAUUCAAAAUACCCAGAAAAAGCAAAUGAUGUUUCCGACAGUUUCACCUAAAAAGCAAGUCAUUUCCAAAAUGUCUCAUGGUCCAACACCCAUCAAAGCUAAGAAAGCAAACCCAACCUCAACGGUCACAUCUUCGAAAAAUUCUAUUCAUAUAAAAAAGCAGGAGCCGAUUGCAAUCCAGCAAGCUCCAACGCCUCAGCCUCAACCCAUCCAAACAAUUGCGCAACCGAUCUCGGCUCAACAGCAACAACAAAUACAGCUUAUCAACACAUCCUAUCCUCUAAUAAGACCUGCUAAUGCCGCGACACCACAACAAGCUACAACAACAUCGGGGAAUCCUAUCAUCUUCCAACAACCUAAUCAACCAAUCAUUGUCCAACAAGUUGGUGGAAAUCAGAUUUCCUACGUAGCCGAUCAGAACCCUGUUCAGUAUUUGACACCUACAAAUGUGCUAACUCAAAACGGUUUCGCAAUGACUACGGCCGGAGAUGGAACUCUUACGGCAGCAACGAACAACAUUCUUAUCCCCAAUGGAGCCGGUGGAUACUCGAUGAUUCCUGCAAGUGCUUUGCAAAUAGCGGCUCCUCAACCACAAGUCAUUGGUACCAUUAUCCAACCACAGGCUACUACUAUUCAGUGUGGGAUGAUGUCAACCGAACAAAUGGUUCUGGGAGCUGCGGCAACUCCUACACUGGAAAUGGUGACUGACCCAACCUCCGGUUGCAUGUACUUGACCAGUCCUCCGGUAUACUAUGGUCUGGAGACGAUAGUUCAGAACACUGUAAUGUCUUCGCAGCAGUUUGUCUCAACCGCUAUGCAAGGUGUUUUGAGCCAAAAUUCUAGUUUUUCGGCUACAACGACUCAGGUUUUCCAAGCAAGUAAGAUAGAACCGAUCGUCGAAGUUCCUACAGGAUAUGUUGUCUUGAACAAUGAUGGCACAACUACACAGCAAGGAUUGGCCCCAAUGCAACUGCAGACUUCGUCGGGUAUAAUUCAACAAGCACAAAUUCAACCUUCGCCCGUGACUACAUUAGCACCUCAAACUCAACAACUUCAAGCAACCGUCACAUCGAGCCAACCAACGCCAAUACAAGCGUGGAAAAUCGAACCCCAAACUUCAGUUGUCCAGCAGCAACAGCAUCCAUCUCAAGUUAACGUCAUGAACCCAAUGAAAAGUACAACUACAGUUAAGAAUAUCAUCCCAAAGGCUCAGCCACAGUUGGUGAAUAAAGUAAUGCCCAACACGCUGAUCAAAUCCUCGCCAGAUCAUAUAAAUACUUCGAUGGGACAUCACAAAAUUAAUUUGCAAUCUGCGGCAUCCGCAGCUGUGUACACAACGACAACAACCAUGGCCACUACUACCAAGGUCUCCAACGUAAUUAAGCCCAUUACCAACACCAUCAAUCAAAACAAGCCGAAAAUCGUAGCGAAACCUGUAAAACAAAAGUCCUUGCUGCUGUCACCUCCGCACACACCUUCGCAACAAUCACUGCAACUGAACCAACAGCAAACAGUUCAACAUGUUGCCCAGUACAAUCUACCAGUAAGCGCUAGCUCUCAACCCCAAAUGGUUCCAGUAAAACCAAGUAUUAACAACGAGCUGUCAUCCCAACCAAUUACCAGUACGGCUUCAAAGAUCGCCACAACUCAAAUGAAGAAUAGCCUCGAUUUUAUUCCAACGAGUCAACCAAUGAAGGGAAGUUCCUUAUUGAAAAAGCCAGAAAUGAAGCCAUUUUCACGAAGUGUCUCCAACAACACGUUCCCGACUAGUCAACAGCAGCAAUCCAUCCAGAUCAAUGCUAUUUCAAACACCACUUUCAAUCACGACAUCCAACAACAACAGAAAUCUCUACUACCACAGAUCGAGAGCAAAAAGAAACCAUCACAAAUUACGAUGUCGAUUGCAACGACUAGCUCUUCAUCGGUGCCCUCCGUUCCUGGGUCCCUCUCGAUGAGCAACUCAUCCAUCACAAUCACUCCAACGCAAACCGCAAGUAUCACCCUUCCGACGGCACCCUAUCCGAUGCCACUUUACUCAAACAUUCCCACCAAUGUUGUGAACCCAAUUCAACAGUCCGUCAACAACAACAGCUGUAACACAAACUCCAGCUCCGGCACUGUUCAAAAUCGUCCGACAAAUCGUGUCCUCCCAAUGCAGGCUACAGCAAUCCUACCAAAAUCACCGGAAGUUCUGCAAACUCCCCCACCCUUGAAAAUACCCAACUCCAUUCCGGACAAGAUCGAGGAAAUAUCGAUCAUCCCUAGUCACACGUUCAGUCCGGAACCUCCAACGCUGAAUCAAUCUCCGGGCAUUAAAGUAGGUGCCGAAAAAACAUUCAAGGACACUCGACUCGAAAUUGAAAUCAAACCAAUUGAGAUCAGUCCAGUUCUUCCGCCGCAAGUACCAACCACACCCAUCGAGGAUCGUAGUUUCAGUGCUCUCAACACUCCACCACCACCACCGCAAUCAUCAGUUCAACAAGAAGAACAACCCACCUUCCAGUUGAGUCUGAACAUCGACCAGAACGGUUCACUGAUCCCAAUAUCAACCGUCGAUACUUUAAACUCCGUCACUUCUAGUGCCACAAGCACAUUACCGUAUGCUUCACCAAUCCCUGAGAUUGAAAUCAAACCCGUUCUGCAACCGGAACCAAUUGUGAGCUCCACCCAGAUGGAGAUGGAUGCCAAAUGUGAACAGUUGUUAACGGAAACGGAAGAAAUGCUUGCCGAAACUAUGCAGGAAGAUCCGUUGGACGUCCGAAGUGUGGAUUCAUCAAGCAUGAAUGACGAAUCCGAGUCGCCGGAAAUCCAGAACAAAAUCUCCGAAAUUCUAGAUAAUCUUGAACAGCAAACAAACGAAGAGGACGGAUUCAGUGAAUGUAAGGAAUCCGAUAGUUCCGAAUUGUUGCUGAAAAUCGAGGAGAACAAUGGUCUGGAUGUAUCUUCCAGUUCGCUGAAAAGCCAAGAGGAACAGCAACUAGUGGACGAACUCAAUCAGGAGUUGCAGGCUAGUGCACAUGCAUCGCCAGCUGCUUCUACGCAUGUUUCAGAGCUGAUAAUUCCUCCCAUCUUUGAAAGCGAUCCUAAGAAAGACGAUGAUUCGGGUUACGACGUGGACCAGAAGGAGAACCUGGAUCCGGUUUCAAACUUGUCGAGUCGUCCUCCAAGCUCCCACAGCAAUCUUGUGACAGAAAGCGAAUCCCAUUCCGAUGAUCUAGUCAAGCAAAAAGCCAGUCAACUACUCUCCAUCAAGCCUGCGAAAACCAACAGCCCUAAACUGCUGUACGAGAUUCAGUCGCAAGAUGGUUUCACGUACAAAUCGACAUCCAUCGUCGAAAUCUGGGACAAACUAUUCGAAGCAGUUCAAACCGCACGAAAGGCGCAUGGUUUACAGCCCCUCCCCGAGGGCCAACUGGAAGAAAUGGCCGGCGUGCAGAUGUUGGGCUUGAAGACCAACGCCAUCCGGUACCUGCUGGAACAGUUGCCGGGCGUCGAGAAAUGCUCGCAGUACAAACCUCAAUAUCACAAGAAAUUCUCCGCCGACGGAAGCACAAACGGUACCACCGCGGUAGCGUCCAUCUACGCGGAUUAUUACGACGACAUCAAGGAGAACCCGUACGGUGCCGCCCGGUGCGAGCCGUACAGCUCUCGAUCGGAGUACGACAUGUUCAGCUGGCUGGCGUCACGACACCGGAAGCAACCGAUGCCAGUGGUAGCUCAGAGCAUCGACGAUACGGUGAUACCAAGACGAGGCAGUGGCAGUAAUCUCCCCAUGGCGAUGCGCUAUCGAACGCUGAAGGAAACGUCCAAGGAAUCGGUGGGAGUCUAUCGGUCGCACAUCCAUGGCCGCGGUUUGUUCUGCAACCGUGACAUCGAAGCUGGCGAAAUGGUAAUCGAAUACGCCGGUGAGCUGAUUCGUUCUACCCUGACGGACAAACGCGAACGGUACUACGACAGCCGGGGCAUCGGGUGCUACAUGUUCAAAAUCGAUGAACAUUUCGUCGUGGACGCAACGAUGCGGGGCAAUGCAGCACGUUUCAUUAACCAUUCGUGUGAGCCAAACUGCUACUCGAAGGUCGUUGACAUACUGGGCCACAAGCACAUCAUCAUCUUUGCACUCCGGCGGAUCGUCCAGGGAGAGGAGCUAACGUACGACUACAAGUUUCCCUUCGAGGACGUCAAAAUCCCCUGUUCGUGUGGGUCGAAGAAGUGUCGCAAAUAUUUGAACUAGAGCAGAACUGGAUUCGCAUUAAGCAAUGGAGCAAGGUUUUAGAACGAGAGGCGUAGCAGAAGAAGCAAUAGGUGUAACCGACCAUCGGAUACAGGUUGAUUUAAGGAAUUUUGCAUGGAAAAAAUACCAAAGGUGCUGUUUUGAGAAAGGGAAAACGGGAGGCGAUCUUUUUUUUUGCGUAAACGAUAGUUGAAAACGUGUGAUAUUUAGAAUGCAUCACAGUGUGGACGAAACGCAACAUGUUGCGUUACUCGCGACAGCCAUAUGUUUAAGGUGAAAUGUUUCCUUUUUUAUCGAAACCUAAGCGUACACUUGUGUGUUUGUAGAUUUGAAUAGUAGUGUCUCCAAAGUACGUGUAUUAUAACACAUAAAUACAUUGUGAGUUUUUCAACUAUGUAGCUGCAUUAGCAUAUGUAUAACCUAAGCGAUGGCGAGAGUGAGAGAGUUGGUGAUAUCGCUUCGUUUGUACAUAAGAGAUGUUAAGGGUGUGCUUCUGUGUAACAGAUUUCGAAAACGAACAAAAAUCAUACCACACUUUUUAAAG